Messenger RNA from Gigantopelta aegis, 2241 nucleotides. Its product is annotated as U1 small nuclear ribonucleoprotein C-like. NCBI's taxonomy places the organism in Eukaryota, Metazoa, Mollusca, Gastropoda, Neomphalida, Peltospiridae. The record is from RefSeq and is a predicted model, not a curated record. The coding region runs from base 55 to 555 and encodes 166 amino acids. The transcript has 6 exons. Gene Ontology annotation, cellular component: U1 snRNP; nucleus. Gene Ontology annotation, molecular function: zinc ion binding; pre-mRNA 5'-splice site binding. Gene Ontology annotation, biological process: mRNA 5'-splice site recognition; mRNA splicing, via spliceosome; spliceosomal snRNP assembly.
ACAGUCAAUUUGGAUUCGACCACGGAGCGUGGGGUUUUUUUUUGUACUUCGAAAAUGCCAAAGUACUACUGUGAUUAUUGUGAUACCUACCUCACACACGAUUCACCUUCAGUGAGAAAAACACACUGUAAUGGAAGAAAGCACAAGGAAAACGUUCGGCUUUAUUACCAGAAGUGGCUGGAAGAACAAGUGCAAAAAUUGGUAGAUGACACAACUGCAGCUUACAAGGCAGGUAAAAUAGCCAAUAAUCCAUUUGGCAAUACUGGAGCUGGUAACAGUGGUGGACCUGGCGGUGCUAUGAUCCCGCCCCCAGCAGCCAUGGCAGGGAAACCCGGCGGCAAUGUCCCACCAGGCCCAGCUCAGCCACCACACAUGCAGGGACCAGUGGGCAUGCCCCUCAUGGGUCCACCAGGUGGCAUGGGCCCACCCAUGAUGCCAAUGGGAAUGCGUGGACCUCCAAUGGGUCCUCCUAUGGGGCCACCUAUGAUGGGUGUUGGAAUGCGGGGACCACCGAUGAUGGCUGGUCCAGGAGGUCCGAGAAUGCCCAGGAAAUGAUGUUCAUUUUAAAAUGGUGACUGUCUAUGUGUGAAUGGACAAAGUAUUCUCAAUUUGAAUCCAGAUUCGUGUUGGAUGUGGGUCUCAGCAGAUUUUAAAGCCACUGAACAUUGUUUCUAUUUGGAAUAGCCUUUCUGAUCACCUAUCUCUGAAGAUAACAUUUCAGAGAUAUAUGAGAGGACAUUUUGUUCAUCUCAUCUGUAUUCAUGAGUAACAUUUUUUCUUAAUAUGCAAAAUAAUUGCUUUGAAAAAUCUCUCAUCAGUUAAAAUGUAAAUUUAUUAUCCUUGACAAAUAUUUUAUGGAUACAGUUUCUCUCCUACAAACUUACAAAGAUGUAGGAAAUAUUUGUCAUAUCAAUUUUAGUUUGUGGAAUUAUAUUUUUACACAUUCUUGAUCAAACUAAAAAAUAAAUAAGCAUUUUUCAAUAAUAACUAAUAUUUUUUGAAAACAUAAAUUAUGUUACAUUAUUACUUAUUACAUUGAGCUGAAUCAGAGGGCUAGAACUAGUUUUCAUUAACUGUUAUUACGAGUCAGUUUCUCUACAUUAUAAAUGUUUGGUUGAGGCACAGAAUGGUGUAGCAAUCUUGGUUGAAGCACAGAAUCUUGUGGUAAUCUUUGUUGAGGCGCAGAAUGGUGUAGCAAUCUCGGUUGAGGUGCAGAAUGGUGUAGCAAUCCUGGUUGAGGCACAGAAUGGUGUAGCAAUCUUGGUUGAGGCACAGAAUGGUGUAGCAAUCUUGGUUGAGGCACAGAAUCGUGUAGCAAUCUUGGUUGAGGCACAGAAUGGUGUAGCAAUCUCGGUUGAGGCACAUAAUGGUGUAGCAAUCUCGGUUGAGGCACAGAAUCGUGUAGCAAUCUCGGUCGAGGCACAGACUGGUGUAGCAAUCUCGGUCGAGGCACAGAAUGGCAUAGCAAUCUCGGUUGAGGCACAGAAUGGCGUAGCAAUCUCUGAAAUUUGCCAAUUACAAAAUGAUUCUCAACAAAAUGUUCAUUGUAACUGAGCAUCUCAGAAAUUCAAAUUGACAUUAAUUUUACAAAAGGUUUUUAAGUAAAAAAAACCCUGUUCUUAUAAGGUAUUCAUUAAUAAUCAUCAUACACAAGAUUAUAGGUCAAAUUGAGGUCAUACAUUUUCAGUGAAUUUCAGUUAUGAAGACUGUAUAGCUGCUCUGAUAGCAAAGUGAACAUAAUAUCAAGUGAGAGCUGUAAUUUCAUCUAGUAACUUCAUUUAGUAGUAAUUAUUAAAAUGUGUUCACAAUAAAAGAGAUUUUAAUACAUUUUGUUAUGCUCCAUCUAGACGUUCUACUGCAUGAUGCAGGAGCUAUGGUUUUAAGCUUGUCUGUACCAUCCAUAUAGAUGUUGUGUAAGUCCAAGGUUUAUCAAAAUAAGCCAGGACCUAGUGCAUUUCAUGGCUUCUGUUGGCACUGUUUACAAUGUCUUUCAUCUUCAUUACAGAUUGGUUGCAUUGCUUAGAGAUGUCUUUAACCAGAUCACUAUGAUAAGUAGCCUACUUCUUUGAAAAAUAACAAACAUUGUGUAUCUGUUUUUGGUCCAGCACUUGGUGAGGGGGCUCCUGACACCCCGUGGCAUAUGCUUAUGCUUAUGCCUAACAUUGGAGGUAUUGUGUUCCAUGAAUACAUUUCUGGCUUCUUGAUGUAAUAAUGUUAUGUAAUAAAGUAACAGCAGUAUUA